AUGCACGCAGACACAAAAGCAAGAGAGAGAGUAAAAGAGAAAGAAGAGAGAGAAAGAGAAAGCAGAAGAGAGAGAGAGAGAGAGAAAGAACCGUUGGUUUGAGAUUUUUGGAGACGUUAACGGACUUCAAAUCUGCAAUUCGCCGGAAUUUGUGAACCACGGUUACGUCCGGAGGCUAGGGUUUUCUCAUUUUUUUUUUCGUUCUCGUUCUUCCGAAACUUCUUUGUUGUUUGUAUUUCAAAUUUGUUCUUUUUCGGUUGCACGAAAUUUCGCUAUGUGUUCGCGAGGUUAAAACCAAGAAUUUGUGAUUUCGAAAUUUCGUUGUUGUUGAGAUGUUUACGCCGCAGAGGUUGUGGUCGGGUCGGACCAACACGCCGAACAAGAGUGGGACACGAAUCGGGUCGGGUCCGGGUACGAAUCCCGGUGAUGGAACUGGUUCUAAGGAGAAAGGUGUUGCCUUUGUUGAAAAUGGUGGAAACUUGGAUCGUGAGGUUUUGGUUGAGAGGGUUUCGAACCUCGAGAAAGAGCUUUACGAGUACCAAUUCAAUAUGGGGCUUCUCUUGAUUGAGAAAAAAGAGUGGAACUCUAAGUAUACUGAGCUAAGUCAAGAUGUAGUGGAAGUAAAGGAUUCCCUUGAACGAGAAAAAGCAGCUCAUUUAUUUGCUCUAUCUGAGGCAGAGAAGCGAGAAGAGAAUUUGAGGAAGGCCUUGGAGUGUGUGCUUGAUCUUGAGAAGGCUCUGCGAGAAAUGCGGUCAGAGCAUGCAAAGAUUAAAUUUGCAGCAGACUCAAAGUUAUCUGAAGCAAAUGCUUUAAUAGCUAGCGUUGAAGAGAAAUCUUUAGAAGUAGAAGCCAAGUUACGAUCUGCUGAUGCCAAGCUUGCUGAAAUCAGCAGAAAGAGUUCAGAGAUUGAUAGGAAAUCACGUGACUUGGAGGCUCAGGAAUCUGCGCUUCGAAGGGAACGCUUGUCCUUCAUUGCAGAGCAAGAAGCACACGAGAGUACUUUGUCUAAGCAAAGAGAGGACUUACGAGAAUGGGAGAAGAAACUGCAGGAUGGAGAAGAGAGACUAGCCCAGGGUCAAAGAAUUCUCAACGAAAGAGAGCAAAGGGCUAAUGAGAUUGACAGAAUAUGCAUGCAGAAAGAGAAGGACGUUGAAGAGGCACAGAAGAACAUUGAUGCAGCAAAUGUAACAUUGAGAAACAAAGAAGAUGAUGUGAACAACAGGCUUGCAGCUAUAUCUCUUAAUGAGAAGGAAUGCGAUUCUAUGCGAACGAACUUGGAUCUUAAAGAGAAGGAGUUAUUUGCAUGGGAAGAAAAGCUCAAUGCCAGAGAAAAAGUUGAGAUUCAGAAGCUUGUUGAUGAACACAAUGCUGCUCUUGAUGUGAAGAAGCAAGAGUUUGAAAUGGAAUUGGACGAAAAAAGAAAAUCCUUUGAAGAUGAAUUGAAGACUAAACUGGUAGAAGUGGAAAAGAAAGAAGGUGAAGUCAAUCACAUGGAGGAGAAGGUUGCAAAACGGGAGCAGGCCUUGGAAAAGAAAGCAGAGAAGCUCAAGGAGAAAGAGAAAGAAUAUGAACUGAAAGUCAAAGCUUUGAAGGAAAGGGAGAAGUCUAUUAAGUCUGAGGAGAAAGACUUGGGGAAGGAGAAGGGUAAAAUGGAAAGUGAGAGAGAGGAGUUGCUCAGUCUUAAGACUGAGCUUGAGAAGAUAAAAGCUAACAAUGAAGCAGAGUUGUUGAGAAUUAAUGAAGAGACUAAUCGUCUCCAAGUGACCGAGGAGGAGAGAUCUGAAUAUAUACGUUUGCAGUCACAAUUGAAGAAUGAAAUUGAUCAGUACAGGCUUCAGAAAGAUCUACUGCUGAAGGAAGCUGAUGACUUGAGGCAGCAAAAAGAGACUUUUGAAAGAGAAUGGGAAGAGCUGGAUCAGAAAAGAGCAGACGUGGUGAAAGAGCUAAAAAAUGUGUCUCAACAAAAGGAAGAAGUUUUAAAACUACAACAAUUUGAAGAAGAGAAGUUAAAGAAUGAGAAACAGUCCACAGAAGACUAUCUAAAAAGGGAGUUAGAAACUCUUCAGUCCGCUAAAGAGUCAUUUGCUGCAGAAAUGGAGUUGGAGAAGUCAAGCCUAGCUGAAAAAGCUCAAAAUGAGAAAAACCAAAUGCUUCUGGAUUUUGAGUUGCGGAAAAAAGAACUUGAAGCUGAUGUGCAGAAUCAGUUAGAGCAGAAGGAAAAGGACUUACUUGAAAGGAAGAAGUUAUUUGAGGAGAAGAGAGAGAGUGAAUUAAACAAUAUUAAUUUCUUGAGAGAAGUAGCUAAUAGAGAAAUGGAGGAAAUGAAACAUCAAAGAAGUAAACUAGAGAAGGAGAGACUAGAGGCAGAUGAGAAUAGAAAACAUGUUGAAAGGCAAAGGAAAGAAAUGCAGGAGGACAUAGAUGUACUCGUUGAUCUCAAUAAGAAGUUGAAAAAUCAGCGGGAACAAUUUAUUACGGAGAGACGGCGCUUUAUUGAUGUUGUUGAGAAACUUAGGAGUUGCCAAAACUGUGGGGAAAUGAUUUCUGAAUUUGUGCUGUCUGAUUUACAGUCUUCUGCCGACAUUGAGAAUGUAGAGGUGCCCUCUCUUCCAAAAUUGGAUGGUGGUUUUGAUGCAAAUCUGGCUUCUUCUAGGCAAAAUACUGGAAUAUCCCCUCCAGCCGAUACGAAGUCCCCAGCUCCUGGUGGAACUGUCUCUUGGCUUCGUAAAUGCACCUCUAAGAUUUUCAAGAUCUCCCCCAUUAAAAAGAUGGAAUCUGAAGUUGAUAGUUUUAGAGACGUGGCUCCUUUAUCUAUUGAGAAGGCUAACGUUGAUGAUUCGCCAUCAAAAAUUCUUGGCACUGAAAAUGAACCAGAAUUGUCUUUUGCAAUUGCCAAUGAUUCUUUUGAUGCUCUGAGGGUACAAUCUGGCAAUGAAAUCACAGAGGCUGAAGCUGACCACGAUCCUUCUAUUGACAACCAGGGCAACAUUGACACAAAAGCACCAGAUGAUUUGCAGGCUACUGAUUCAAAGGUUGGGCAGCAGAAACCUCGCAGGGGAGCGGGAAGGCCCAGAGUAAAGCGUACGCAAACUGUGAAAACUGUUAUCAAAGAGGCUGAAGCUAUUCUUGGGGAAUCUAAAGCUGCUGAGGCAGUACCCGGGGAAUCUGUAGAUGAUCGUGAGACUGAUUUUCCAAAUGGAAAUGCUGAGGAUUUUGCCAACAUGGAUUCUGAAAGUCAGAAACCACCCAGCAUAAGACUAACGUCUAAUUUGCGGAAGCGAAACUGGGUUCAAACAUCUCAAAUUGCUGCUAGUGAACAUGAAGGUGAUGCUAGUGAAGGACAUUCUGAUAGUUUAAUACCAGGACAACGCAAAAAGAGGCGACAGAAGGCUGCUGCUCCUGCACAAACUGCUGGUGAAACAAGAUAUAAUUUGAGGCGACACAAAAUUGGAGCAACAACUUCAUCUGCUAGAGGCAUGUCUGGUGGCGGCAGAGAAAGUGAGGGAGAGGUUGGCCGUGUAAAAGGUGCGGGAGUAAAAACCAACUCCAAAACUUCUCGUUCACAUUCGGUUGGCAUUGCUAAUGAGAACGGUGACAGCAUAGAUCUUGAUCAGUCUCAGAAAGUAGUCGAAGCGCAAGAUGAUUAUGGUGAUGCAACAAGGACAUUUGCCAGCAACAUGGCUUUGAGUGAGGAGGUGAAUGGAACAGCGGAUAACGCCGAGGAUCAGGAUGCAGAGUACAGAAGUGAAUCACACGGAGAAGAUGCAGGCCAAGCUGACGACGAUGAUGAGAAUGAGAUUGAUGAAGAUUACCAACAUCCUGGUGAAACUUCAGUGGGGAAGAAGCUGUGGAAAUUCUUUACAACAUAACAGCUUAAGAGAAGCUGUGGAAAUUCUACAACACUAGACCAGCUUUUUGUUUAAAGGAGCAUUGGUUGUGUCUUGACCUCAUCAACUUUAGAGAUGAUGUCAUAAGUUAUCUUUGUAUUAUUUAACAAUUGAAAGUAGAUCUCUAAGUUAUAUAUAUAACCUUGAGAGGUACUUAGGAGAA
This is a messenger RNA of Cicer arietinum (chickpea), 4050 nucleotides long. RefSeq names its product protein CROWDED NUCLEI 1. Gene Ontology annotation, biological process: nucleus organization. The record is from RefSeq and is a predicted model, not a curated record. Gene Ontology annotation, cellular component: nucleus. NCBI's taxonomy places the organism in Eukaryota, Viridiplantae, Streptophyta, Magnoliopsida, Fabales, Fabaceae.